GAUCCCUUCCUUGGGCUUCAUGUAACUCUCCACAGGCCUCCGAGGCGUGGCUUCAGAGAAGUGAGAGAAUGUGAGAGUGAAACAAGGAGGAGUUAGCCAUUCAGUGGACUGACUAGAGGGCAAUGUGAAGGUAAGGAUGGCUCUGGUUUACCUCUGCCUCCUGCUGUUGCUGCUUCCCUCGGGGACUUGCUCAGGUUGCCAACAUCCGCUCUGCCAGUGCUCAGACAGGAUGGCCUUCUUCUGCCAGGAGAACAAGGUGACCUCCGUGCCAAAGGAUAUCCCCAGGAAUUCCACCGAACUGAUAUUUUUCCUCACCAAAAUAAGAAACAUCCCCAGAGGAGCCUUCUCAGGAUUUGACGAAGUCGAAAAAAUAGAAAUCUCUCAGAAUGAUGCCUUGGAAACUAUAGAAUCAGACUCAUUUUCUGACCUUCCCAGACUCUAUGAAAUAAGAAUUGAGAAAGCCAACAAUCUUGUGUAUAUUGAUAGAUAUGCCUUCCAGAAUCUUCCUGGUCUUAGAUACCUGCUGAUAUCCAACACUGCCAUCAGGUUUUUGCCUGCGGUUAACCAGGUACACUCUUUACAGAAGGUUGUGCUAGAUAUCCAAGACAACAUAAAUAUACGGAAAAUUGAAAGAAAUUCUUUCCUGGGCCUAACUUCUGAUCGCGUUGACAUAAGGCUGAAUAAAAAUGGAAUUCGAGAUAUUGAAAAUCAUGCCUUCAAUGGAACCAUCUUGUCUGAACUAAAUCUGAGUGGUAAUUACCACCUCGAUAAGCUACCGAAUGAAGUUUUCCAAGGAGCCAAUGGACCUAGUUUUUUGGAUAUUUCGGAGACAAGGAUCAGUCAGCUCCCUGCCAUUGGACUAGAGAGCAUUAGCAAACUUAGAGCAAGAUCUGCUUACAGUUUGAAAAAGCUUCCUCCCUUGGACAAGUUUCGUGCUUUGAUUGAGGCCAACCUCACCUAUCCAAGCCAUUGCUGUGCCUUUGCAAACUGGACCAAACAAAAUUCAAUGUUGCACCCCCUAUGCAACAAAUCCUCCACCAAACAAGAUCCUGAGGGGCUCUAUUUUGAGUUGGAUGAAGAUGAUUACUACCAAUCUCUGUGUAAAGAAGAGGUUCAAGUGACUUGCUUCCCUGAGCCUGAUGCAUUCAACCCAUGCGAAGACAUCAUGGGCUACAAUGUUCUCCGAAUCCUCAUAUGGUUCAUCAACAUCCUGGCGAUCAUGGGGAACCUCGUUGUUUUCAUCAUCUUAGUCAGCAGCCAGUAUAAGCUCACAGUCCCUCGAUUCCUAAUGUGCAAUCUUGCCUUUGCCGACCUCUGCACGGGCAUCUAUUUAUUGCUCAUCGCGAUCAAAGAUGUGCAGACCCGAAGUCAGUAUUACAACUAUGCCAUAGACUGGCAAACAGGGGCUGGUUGCAAUACAGCUGGCUUCUUUACCGUCUUUGCCAGUGAACUAUCUAUAUACACUCUGACUGUCAUCACAUUGGAGCGUUGGCACACCAUCACCUAUGCCAUGGAACUGGACCGUAAAGUCCGCUUCCGGCAUGCAGUGGUCAUUAUGCUUGUGGGAUGGGUCUUUGCCUUCACCAUAGCCCUGCUUCCCAUAUUUGAAGUCAGCAGCUACAUGAAAGUGAGUAUAUGCCUGCCCAUGGAUAUUGAAACUCCCCUUGCUCAGGCAUAUAUCAUGUUUCUGUUGGUAUUAAACAUCUUGGCUUUCAUCGUCAUCUGCACCUGCUACAUCAGCAUCUACUUCACGGUGAGGAACCCUAAUGUCUUCUCAUCCAACAAUGACACCAAGAUUGCCAAACGUAUGGCUAUCCUGAUCUUCACAGACUUCCUCUGCAUGGCGCCCAUCUCUUUUUUUGCCAUAUCGGCAUCCCUAAAGGUCCCUCUCAUCACAGUCUCCAACUCAAAGAUCCUCCUUGUUUUGUUCUACCCCAUCAACUCCUGUGCCAACCCAUUCCUCUAUGCUAUCUUCACCAAGACAUUCCGCAGGGAUUUUUUCAUUUUGCUGAGCAAGUUUGGCUGCUGUGAAAUGCAUGCUCAGAUCUACAGAACAGAAACUUCCUCCUCUGUUCCAACUACACAUAUGAGAAAUGGACAUUAUACACCUGCUCCUAAAACCAGUGAUGGGACCAUUUAUUCAUUAGUGCCUCUGAACCAUGCGAACUGAAGCAGAAUCUCCAUAGAUUUAUAACAAGGAGUUGCUUCCCUUAAGAGCCACAGGUAAUGAUGAUAGAAAUCCCUUCACAAUUUCAUCUCAUUGCUACCCUUCUAAACAUACUACACUCAGAGCUCAACAUUUUUCAACCAAUUGGGUUGAUUAUGUCUCUCUUUGUGUUGCAUAUUCUAGAGAAUCUGAAUUGUACUUCAGUUUUUUCUUGCUUUGUCUCCAUCUACAUGACUGCAGGCUUCUCUGGUGAUGCAGGUGAAGCUACUUUCUCCAGUUCUUCCACAACUCUCAAUUGUCAGUAGCUCUCCAAAAUCUCAGACAACCUUUACCAAUAGUCUGGUUAUGUGAGAUCCUUUUUUAAAAACUCACCAACAGUGGAGGUAACAAGGGUUGAAUCCAGAACCUUCCUUAGGCAAAAUGUGUGCUCUGCCACUGCACUGAGGUUUCUCUUCAUAGUUGGCUUGGUGGGAAAUGUGAGGAAGAAUGGACUUCAAUCAAGGCACCAAUUUCAUACUCAUUGGGGACAAGGUCAUCAGUAGCUACUACUGAUGAUGAUGAUAUUGUCUUGAAUAUCAGAAGUAGCAUGCCUUUGUUUACCAGCUGUUGUGGAAUAUGAGGUGGAGAAGUUUCUAAGUUCUGGACUUCUAAUAAGCUUAAGCGGCUGAGGGGGAAAGGGAAGCGGCCUGAUGCUGUUAGGAAUUGUGGGAGUUGAAGUCCAAAACACCUGGAGGGCCAAAGUUUGCCCAUGCCUGGAUUAAAAGGAGCAAUGAAGCACUUAAUCCACAUCACUCUUUUCAGCGAUGUUGGCAGGGUAUUCCAUGGAGCAGUGAAUCUGUUAUAGGUUUCAGCCUAUAUUUUAAAGGAGCCAUCCAAGGUAGAAGUAAACCCAAUGUCCCAAACACAUUCAGCACUGUGGAUAGCUUCUUUAUAAUUCAGAUUAAACCCCAGAGUUGAUGCAUCUAUACUGUAGAAUGAAUGUGGUUCGACACAAGUUUUACUGCCAUGGACUCAAUGCUAUAGAAUCCUAGGAGUUGUAGUUUGGUGAGGUGCUAGCACUAUUUAUCAAGGAAGGCUAUAGACUUUGUAAAAUUACAGCUCCCGUGAUUUCACAGUAUUGAACCAGGCAGUUAAAGUGGUGGCAGACGGCAUUCAUUCUACAGGAUAGAUGCCAGAUUUAGGACAAAUGAGGCCCUGUGCUAGUUAAGUUAUGAGGCUCCUUACUUGUGCCCUAAAGGAGGUAAGCCUGGUAGGCCUAAACUCCCUGCUUUGUAGUAUACACCCUUAGAUUAUCAACUCUAUCAUUAUGUUUGGAAUCAGUCCAAAAUAGACCAACUUCAAAUUUAGAAUUGCACCACAUAAACAAAAUCCAUCGUAAAAAAAACUUUGGCAGGAAGAUGGGCCCUCCUGGUCAAUGGGGCCCUGUGCUUCAGCAUGCCACAAUGGUAAAUCCAGCACUUCAAUCAUCACCAUUCAGCAUUGGAUCCUGGAAAGCAGUAGUGAACUAGUCCAGCUCUUUGCUGCUGUGACAGUGGUUUAGCAGAAAGCCUUUCAGAACCUGUCAGUCCCAGAUGCCUGGCUUUUCAGCUGGGCUGUACCAGCAGAUAUGAGGUGAAGAGAAAAACAACUCAUACAAGAACUCCUGGGCUCUGACUACCCUGCAGUCCUAAAGAUGUGAAGAAUUAUUGCAGAAUUGCUCAUUCUUCAGACAACCUGUCAAAAAGUCAGUGACCCCUGCCAGAUUUCUCGGUCCAACCCAAGAACGAAGCAAGCAACACUUUCCUUUUGUUGAGCUUUUCCCAACGUGUGCAAAAUGAAACACAUAUAGCAAGCCCAGAAGGCACAGGCUGAUGGAUAAAAAAAACAUGGCCUGCCCGUCUGAUGAUUAUAGUUUUUAAAAGUUCAGACGAGGCAUCUGCUCGUAUUUGCAGUCCUGCGCAAAUGCUCUCAACACAUACAAAAACUUUCUUCAAUAAUUAGCAAAGAAAAAACAUUUUUGUUGGUUUCUCAUGCCUGAGAAAGGUGGGGAUGUAGUCCCUUACUGAGUUGAAUAACACUAUUCUGUAGUUCACACUUUUACCCACUAGAUAUAUCAGUUCUAUGCCUGCUCAAUACUCCAUAUCAGUUUGUGGCUGUUAUAGUUCAGAAGCCUCCAAAGGAAGUAGGAUAUAUUGGGGUGGGAGUACAAAAUUGAAUUCCCUCACCAAAAAAAAUGGUUCCCUCCUUCAGUUCCCUAUUUUCUAUCAUACAAUAAAUUAAAACUUCAUUUGACCAUUAAGAAGUAGAAUGUAGGCAUCCAAAAAAAUGGAUAGGAAACCUAUUCAAGAUAAUGCAAACACAGGAAAUAUAAGGACCUUAAUACAUGAAGCGAGUGGAUUGCUAUUAUAGCAGGAUACUAGCGGGACUUAUCACAUGGUACACAUCCUUCCUCUUCUGUUGUUUUUCUUGGUGGGUGGUGUUUCUUUUACAAAAGGACGUCAUCAGCAAAAGAGGAGCAACAUCAUGUGAUGAAUCCCAGGCAAAGAUGCUUCUAUCAUGCUGUAAUUGAAUUCUGACUGCCUCAUAUGAUAAGCUCUUAACAUUCUAGGUAUGAACAGUUGUCAGUGUGUCACUUUUCUGCAUGCUAGAGAUUUGGACCAUGCUUUUAUUCCCUCUAUUUCCUGCAACAUCAUUGUUACUUGAAAAAAAUCUAGAUGCUAAGGGCCACUGGCCUGUCAUUCCAAACAAGAGCAUGGAGGUAAUAAAUCAGUGGUUCCCAACUACCGUGGUCUGUGAACUACCAGUGAUCUGAAAGAACUAAAAUACGGUCCACGACCUCACUGUUACUACAUCGUAGCAACAAGGGUGACUCGUCUCACGAAACCCUCUUACAGUGCCAAGGCAAUGGGAAUGUCGGGAGGGGAGAGGUUGACUACCCACCAAAGGUGCAACAAGCCUCCUGACUGCUGCUUCUCCUCCUCCUCCCUCUCCCUGAGCAGAACCAUUCUAUGUGGUGCCUGGAAGUGAGGAGCGGCUUGGUGUCUUUGUUUUUAGGCCUGUUCCUGGAGUUAUUUGUGGUUCUGAUUCAGAACGUUGCAUCAGAUAGACCACAUCAGCUCUAGAUUAUUAAAUAUGUUUUUUUGUGGAUGAACAGAUGGCGACUAUUAGAUGGCAUAUGUUCUGUAUCAGAACUAAUGUGGUCAAUACAAUGCAAUUUUCUGAACCAGCACCCCAAAUAACCAAACCGAAUCUAAAUUUGACCAAAAACUGAUUCGUAAACCUUUUGGUACUAAUGCUGGAGAGUGGUCCCGGGUCAAGCGAUCCCUGGUAAAAAAAAAAAAAAACGGUUGGAAAGCACUGCUAUAUAUAAUGAGUUACUUUUUAAGCAACAAGAAUGUGAAAACAUACAUUUCAUUCAAAGUUAUGAGUGGGAAUUAAGUUACUUUAUUUGUGCAGCAACUAAAAUUUCCAGUUAGGUUUUAAAGGCAUUUAAAGUGUUUUGACAGGAAUUUUUCAAAUGUCACUCUCUUAUCAAUGUUCUGGGUUUUUCUCUAUAGAAAGAAAGUCGGUAUAGUGGACUUUUGGUAUCCACAGGGGGUUAAUUCCUUUCCAUUAAAACAAAUAGAGCUAUGCUGUAAGUGGUACUCUUCAUUCUUUGCUGGGUCAACAAAGCAAUUUGUUUUCCUUUAAAUCAUCUGAACUUUGGGGGAGAGCUCAGAAAUGGGUGGAAUGCUGGCUCCAAAAUUGGAAAAGUGAAAGCAAAGCCUUUGCCCACAGAUAAGUAAAAACACAGCCAUGUGCCUGCUAUAAAGCCACAGACGAUUUUGGGGAAUGGAUUCAGCUACCCCAUUGCUGUCUCUGUAAUAGCUUGGCACAUUAACGUAGACUGCCUUUCAAUUAGGUUUCACUCAUACUUCCCGGAUCUCUUUUUGCCCAGACUAAUAUCGGAGAAAUAAUAAACAGCCUCCAAGGACAGGUCUAUGGCUGAGGAGGGAGUUUUCUUGAUGAAGCCUGCAAUAAGCGGUUAUCACUUAUCUGUAAUUCCAUGUACCUAGUACAUCCUCUGGAGCGGAGGUCAAAGUGACCUCUGGGAAGAACUGGCCUCAUCUAUGAAACAAAGAUACCCACAGAACACAGCAAAAGUUUGCGGUGGAGAAAACUAUUUAGAGAAUACAUUCACAGCAUUGGACUUGCCCACCUGCGUCAUAGAGUUGAGACUGCACUUGAUGUGGAAAGUCUUAUGUUUCAUUUGAAAGCAGGACAUUUUCAGGGUCAGCUUUUUCAAAUACCCAUGGUUAGAGGUUACAUUGCACUACAGCUUCUUUGGUCUUCCUGUUUACUUUCUCUCCAGCUCCUUCUGUUUCUUUCCACCUCUGUUUUUCUUCUCCCUUUAAAUCAGAGUUGGGUAACACUAUCAGUCAUAAGAGCAAACUUUCACCCAUGUUUUACGUCAAGGUAGACCCACACCUUGAAGCAUUCCUUUUGAAAGAUAACACUUUGUAACACGAAUUUUGUUCCUGGGUUAUAAAUGUCAUUUCCUAAUUGGUUUUAUCAUUAAAACAUGAGGAAUGUUAAUUAGACUACAAUUUUGUAGUUAAUUAGACUACAAAAACUUUGUUUUUGUGGGACAUCCUGCAGCACAUUUUGCCUUUCAAUUAAUAUCUCCUUGAGUCUCAACCAAUUCAACAUACAGUAGUGUCUAACUUAUCCAACAUUUGCUUAUCCAACAUUCUGGGUUAUCCAACGCAGUCUGCCUCCCACCCAGAUCCACAGCUCUUUCUCUAGGCAGCAAGGACUGAAUAUUUUGCAAAUUUAAUUUUCGACAGUGUUGUUACUCUAAGUCCAUUUCAUGCAAUUCUAUCUUUACUUGUAGUCAAUUUGUUCAUAGUCAAUGUUUUUGUAGUCAAUGUUUUCAAUAUAUUGCAAUGUUUUGGUGUUAAAUUCAUAAAUACAGUAAUUACUACAUAACAUUACUGUAUAUUGAACUGCUUUUUCUGUUGAUUUGUUGUAAAAUAUGAUGUUUUGGUGCUUAAUAUGUAAAAUAAUAACGUAAUUUGACAUUUAAUAGGCUUUUCCAUAAUCCCUACUUAUUAUCCAACACUUUUGCUUAUCCAAUGUUCUGCUGGCCCGUUUAUGUUGGAUAAGUGAGACUCUACUGUAGUUUGUGGCAGCCACAAAAAUGAAGUUUCUGGAGUAUUACAACAACUUUCAAAGUAAGUACUGCACAAUUAAACAGAAAAUAACACUUUCAAACCAGGAACAGAAUUUUUUUCAAGUUUUAUUACAUAGUGCAAUUCAAUAACAUUAAACUUUAAGAACCGGGGAACUGAUUCCUUGUCACUAGCAGGAAUAAUUAAAAUAAUGUGAUCUUGACCAGCUA
This is a messenger RNA of Anolis carolinensis (green anole), 7526 nucleotides long. It is a transcript of the gene fshr, whose product is annotated as follicle stimulating hormone receptor. Gene Ontology annotation, molecular function: G protein-coupled peptide receptor activity; follicle-stimulating hormone receptor activity. Gene Ontology annotation, biological process: adenylate cyclase-activating G protein-coupled receptor signaling pathway; follicle-stimulating hormone signaling pathway; activation of adenylate cyclase activity. Lineage: Eukaryota; Metazoa; Chordata; Lepidosauria; Squamata; Anolidae. Gene Ontology annotation, cellular component: plasma membrane. The record is from RefSeq and is a predicted model, not a curated record. The coding region runs from base 137 to 2170 and encodes 677 amino acids. The transcript is spliced from 10 exons.